Chrysochloris asiatica (Cape golden mole) is the source of this 1116-nucleotide messenger RNA. RefSeq names its product HLA class I histocompatibility antigen, A-11 alpha chain-like. Gene Ontology annotation, biological process: positive regulation of T cell mediated cytotoxicity; immune response; antigen processing and presentation of endogenous peptide antigen via MHC class I via ER pathway, TAP-independent. Gene Ontology annotation, cellular component: external side of plasma membrane. The coding region runs from base 1 to 1116 and encodes 371 amino acids. The transcript is spliced from 7 exons. The record is from RefSeq and is a predicted model, not a curated record. Gene Ontology annotation, molecular function: signaling receptor binding; peptide antigen binding. Lineage: Eukaryota; Metazoa; Chordata; Mammalia; Afrosoricida; Chrysochloridae.
AUGGCAAAUCGGAUCCUCCUUCUGCUGCUCUCGGGGGCCCUGGUUCUGAUCCAGAUCCAGGCAGGUUCCCACUCUCUGAGGUAUUUCCUCACCGCUGUGUCCCGGCCCGGCCAAGGGGAGCCCCGUCUCAUUGGCGUUGGCUACGUGGACGACACACAGUUCGGGCGGUUUGACAGCGACGCCCCAAAUCCGAAGGUAGAGCCAAUGGCGCCGUGGAUGGGGCGGAUGGACCCGGAGUUUUGGGACCGGCAGACACGGAUCGCCAAGGUCCGCGAACAGACCUACCGAGAGUACCUGCGGAACCUGCGCGAAUACUACAACCAGAGCGAGGCUGAGUCUCACACCUACCAGGGUAUGUAUGGCUGCGACGUGGGUCCGGAUGGCCGCCUUCUCCGUGGGUACAAUCAGAGAGCUUAUGAUGGUGUGGAUUACAUCUCCCUGAAUGAGGAUAUGCGUACCUGGACGGCGGCAGUCACAGCGGCUCAGAUCACCAAGCGCAAAUGGGAGGAGACUGGUUUGGCAGAGCGCUACAAGACCUACUAUGUGGAGGGCAGGUUCCUGGAGUGGAUCCAUAGAUACCUGGAGAUGGGGAAGGAGACACUGUUGCUCACAGAGCCCCCAAAGGCACAUGUGACUCACCACCCCAUCUCUGAACAUGAGGUCACACUGAGGUGCUGGGCCCUGGGCUUCUACCCUGCGGCAAUCACCCUUACCUGGCAGUUGGACGGAGAGGAACAGACCCAGGACACAGAACUUGUGGAGACCAGGCCAUCGGGGGAUGGGACCUUCCAGAAGUGGGUGGCCUUGGUGGUUCCCUCUGGAAAGGAACAGAGAUACACCUGCCAUGUGCAGCAUGAGGGGCUUCCUGAGCCCUUCACCCUGAGAUGGAAACUGCCUUCCCAGACCACUGCCCCCAUUGAGGGAGUCAUUGCUGGCCUGAUUCUCCUCGGAGCUGUGAUCCUGGGAGCUGGGAUUGUUGUAGCUGUGAUGCAGAGGAAGAGGAGCUCAGGUGAUAAAGAAGCAAGCUACACACCAGCUUCAAGUAAUGACAGUGCCCAGGGCUCUGAUUUGUCUCUUACUCCUUCUAAAGGUGAGACCCUGGGGAACCUGACCUAG